GUCUGCCAGACUAUUUUUAUUUUGACUCCUCUUAACAUUUUAUUCACUCUAUUUGAUUUACACAACGUGCGUCCGUUUGCAAUAAAAACUGUAUUUAUUGAUACCAAAAGUCGUGACGAGUGAUAGAUAGGUGUAGUUCAAAGGAUUUUUGGUGCUAACCUCAUCGUUUUUUUUUACUUGUGUUUUGAGAGAACUGCAAGACUGUGAUCGAUAUGUGCAAGAUGUACUACAGAUGACUCUGCAUUAUUAUACAAUCUCGUGGUAUUUUCUGAUGCGAGGUCGCGGGUGAUUGGCUGGGAUGCAGGGCGGCGCGCCAGCCUCCGACGCCGAUCAGGCGCAGUUUGAGGCGGACAAGCGCGCUGUCUACAAACACCCCCUCUUUCCGCUCCUAGCCCUACUCCUGGAACGAUGCGAGCAAGCCACAGCUGGAGCCGAGCCAGUAGCAGCAGAUGCGUUCGGAGCAGAUCUGCAGGCCUUCGUGCAACAUCAGAGACGGGAUCGAAGACCGUUCCUGACUGAUGAACCAGAGAUUGAUGGACUUAUGAUUAAGAGCAUACAGGUACUCCGCAUACAUCUGCUGGAACUGGAGAAGGUGCAAGAGCUAUGUCGCGACUUCUGCGGACGGUACAUCGCCUGUCUCAAAACCAAAAUGCAGAGCGAGAACCUGCUUAGGACUGAUUAUUCCGCUGGUGGUGUGGAAAGCAAUAACAACCUGUCUGGUACAAUGGACGAUCAUUCUAGCACUUCAAACUCGCCACAGUAUCAGUCGCCCCCCGCGCCCGCGCUUCCGGCGCCGGCGUACCCGCCCACCUUCCCCGCAUUGCCCGAGCUACCCUUCGCGCCUAUCGCCGGUCACGCACACGCGCAGAGGGAUCCUGCUUCACUGGUGGUGCAAGGCUCAACUCCAAUCGGUCAAAUCGGGUCUGGACUACUGCCUACUGAGUCCUUCACUGGCACAAACUCCAACAAUUCGUGCUCUUCAGUGUCCGGCUCACCUCCUCCGGAGGAAGACUGUGGGGAUGACUCUGGAGGGAAGAGAGGGGUUCUUCCCAGACAUGCCACCCAGGUCAUGAGAGCCUGGUUGUUCCAGCACCUUGUGCACCCCUACCCAACUGAAGAGGAGAAACGAACCCUCGCAGCGCAAACUCGACUGACGCUCCUUCAAGUUAACAACUGGUUCAUAAACGCGCGUCGCAGGAUCCUACAGCCGAUGCUGGACUGCAGCGAUAAACCAGGUGGUAAGAAGAGCAAAAAUGGUUCUUCCAUAAGCAAGCGUUACUGGCCAGAUGCGUUGUCCAACCCACAGUUUACAGCUGGUCUAUUAUCAUCCUCUGAAGAUGAAGAACAGGAAGGCGAGGGUUCGGGAGAUGAACAAGACCAGCCGAGCAGCGAGUCCAAUGAUCAUUACCCUUCAAUACCACAGAGCAUGCAUUAAAGUUGGGCAAUGUGAUCAAUAUUGGGAAGCAAUACAUCAAAACAUGAAGGCAAAAUUUGGGCUGUAAAACAAAAAAAAAACACAACUAAUGAGCAAAGAAAAACAUAGAACAAAUACCUAAAUCAUAAAGCGUUUUGCCUGUUUUAAACUACACUAAAAACUAAAGGGUGGUAUGAUGCAAUACAAUU
Molecule: messenger RNA, 1623 nt
Organism: Hyposmocoma kahamanoa
Lineage: Eukaryota; Metazoa; Arthropoda; Insecta; Lepidoptera; Cosmopterigidae
Product: homeobox protein PKNOX2-like
Exons: 11
Coding region: 299-1435 (378 amino acids)
Biological process (GO): regulation of transcription by RNA polymerase II
Molecular function (GO): DNA-binding transcription factor activity, RNA polymerase II-specific; RNA polymerase II cis-regulatory region sequence-specific DNA binding
Source: RefSeq, a predicted model, not a curated record